UACAAAUGGCGACCAUGGCGACGUUUCGAUGAAAGUGACAUUCUCGUGAUUCGAAAUGUGUGUUAAAGCACACGUUUAAAACGUAAUAAAUAAGUGUUGCACUGUAAAUAAAUAAUUUAGAACAUUAAGGAAGAGUUGUUUGAGAUUUAUCGUGAGCGAUUAGUAAAUGGGAUAAUGGCGGUAAACGCGAACGUAUUGUCGAGUGACAUUAGCCGACGUAAUCCACAGGACGAGUAUGAACUCAUUCAGAAAAUAGGAAGUGGAACUUACGGCGAUGUUUAUAAGGCCAAGAGGCUAUUAAUGAGUGAUCUCGCGGCUAUCAAGGUUAUUAAGCUCGAGCCAGGCGAUGAUUUUGCUAUUAUACAACAAGAGAUUUUAAUGAUGAAAGAUUGUAGACAUCCCAAUAUUAUCGCUUACUAUGGCAGUUAUCUACGACGAGAUAAGCUUUGGAUUUGCAUGGAAUAUUGCGGAGGUGGCUCUUUGCAGGAUAUUUAUCACAUCACAGGGCCGCUAUCAGAGAUCCAAAUAGCUUUCAUGUGUCGCGAAACUCUUCUGGGUUUGGCAUACUUGCACGGCAUGGGCAAAAUGCACAGAGAUAUCAAAGGCGCCAACAUAUUAUUGACUGAAGGUGGCGAUGUGAAACUCGCUGAUUUUGGAGUGUCUGCUCAAAUAACAGCGACGAUAAACAAGAGAAAGAGUUUCAUUGGGACGCCUUACUGGAUGGCACCGGAGGUUGCUGCUGUUGAAAGGAAAGGUGGAUACAAUCAAUUGUGCGAUAUCUGGGCGUGUGGAAUAACUGCUAUUGAGCUCGCUGAACUGCAACCACCGAUGUUUGAUUUGCAUCCCAUGCGAGUAUUGUUUCUCAUGUCUAAAUCAGGAUUCAAACCUCCGACGUUGAAAGAUCGUGACAAAUGGAGUCCGACGUUUCAUAAUUUUGUUAAAGUAUCGCUCACAAAGAAUCCUAAGAAGCGUCCAACAGCCGAGAAAUUACUGCAGCAUGCCUUCUUUCAAGGAGAGAUGAACAAGAGAUUAGCGUUAGAAUUAUUGCAAAAAGUUUCAAAUCCGAGUCACAUGUUCACGGAAUUGGAGGCUGACGAAGACGGAGCAGUGCCAAAUGUACCUCACAGAAUAGCUUCGAGACAUACAGCGAGGUCCAGACCAAAGAGUCCCACGUCUCAAUUAGACUGUGAUGAUCAAAUAAAUCUCGAUGACGGAACGUUACAAAGGGAUUCGGUAACCCCGCCGGUGGAUGGAAAUCCAGCUUGGGAUAUCAUGGAUAUCAUGAACAACGUUAAGACUGUCCACAAUUGUGAUGUACAUCCCGACUGCGGAAUUGGCAGCGGUUUCGAAGGCGUCCAAGAAAAUGUUACAGAGGAUAAUAGAUUGUCCCGUCGAAGCAAAACUGGCACCGAGAUAUUCCGUAUGAGUCUAAGGAGUCUAUUGCAGUACAUUGAUGAGGAGUUGUUGCUAAGAGCAACGUUGCCUCUCGGUGAAUCAGCGAACGAUUGCGAGGUACAUCGCGAAGAAAGAUUGCGAGGUUUUUACUCGGGGUCGGAAGCAAGUCUCAGGCGUCACACCUCUUUGGACGAGUUGUAUCGGUUUCUGGGCGGCUCCAUGGUUUUAGCCGUUGUCAAUAGGCAACGUCAACGCUCAUUAUCGGACAGCGGGCCUAGAGACGAGUCCUCUCGGUACAAUGGGGACAAAGAAAUACCGAAUAAUGGAGACGGCGAGGGAAUGGAACCCGAUUUGCUUUCGGAUACACCACCUGUGCCUCCGAGACGAAGGGACAGGAAGAGACACACUCCGCCACGACCAACCAGCAACGGUUUACCGCCUACGCCAAAAGUUCACAUGGGAGCGUGCUUUUCGAAGGUCUUCAAUGGAUGUCCGUUGAGGAUACAUUGCACGGCAAGUUGGAUACAUCCAGAUACGAGAGAUCAGCAUUUAUUGAUCGCAGCUGAGGAGGGAAUUUACAAUUUAAAUUUAAACGAACUUCAUGAAACUGCUAUCGAUCAAUUAUAUCCGAGACGUACGAUUUGGAUGUACGUUAUCAAAGACGUGCUGAUGUCGUUAUCCGGUAAAACGCCCCAACUGUACAGACAUGAUCUCCUAGCGAUGCAGAGCAAACAAACUCAUAGGUUUUCUUUGCAUAUGAAUAAAAUACCAGAAAGGUUAGUGCCGAGAAAAUUUGCCCUCACGACCAAAGUACCAGACACGAAAGGAUGCAGCAAAUGUUGCGUCGGUAGAAAUCCUUACAACGGGUACAAAUACCUCUGCGGUGCGAUGCCGGCAGGAAUAUUUCUCAUGCAGUGGUAUGAUCCGUUGAAUAAAUUCAUGCUUUUAAAACACUUCGAGUGUACUCUACCGUCACCGUUGAACGUCUUUGAAAUGGUAAUUGCUCCACAAAUGGAAUAUCCAAUGGUGUGUGUGUCGGUGAAACAGGCGUAUCAACAAAACAAACUGAAACUCGAUCUAAUUAACAUGAAUUCCGGCGCGAGCUGGUUUCACAGCGACGAAUUGGAGGACAUGGAUGGUUCGGCCACCGUUAUCCCACGCCGUGAAAAUCUUCAGGUCAUCAACGUGACUCAAUUAGAAAAAGAUUCGAUACUCGUUUGUUACGAUAAUGUCGUCAAAGUCGUAACCCUACAAGGCAAGCCCCGUGUCAGCAAAAAACAAAUGUCGGAAUUGCAUUUUAAUUUCCACAUUGAAUCGAUCAUAUGUUUGCCGGACAGUGUGUUAGCAUUUCACAAGCACGGCAUGCAAGGCAGAAGUUUAAAAAAUGGCGAAGUAACGCAGGAAAUAAGUGAUCCAAGUAGGACCUACAGGCUGCUUGGUUCGGACAAGGUUGUGAUGCUGGAGAGCCACUUGGUUCAUUCGGGAACAUUGACGGAGACUGAAGGGGCUGAUUUGUAUAUACUCGCUGGACACGAAGCCAGUUACUAGCCUUCAUUAGUUUAAAUUAUCGAGGCGAGACGAUUUUGUAUAAUACCGGGCAUGACGAUUGGAAGCUGCAAGUAAAUUAACAUUUAUUCAUUAUAUUUGCACGUAAAGUAUGGUUUUGUUAGAAGAAAAAAAAACAAAGCAAAACAUGAUAAACCAUUCGUCGUUAUUUAGCUAUUCAAAUUUUUGUCGUUUUACGUUAUAUUCAAUUAUUAUUAUGUAUAUAUGAUAUACGAUGGGAAAAACUGGCAAAAAACCCAAUAAUUCGGUCUUACACAAUUCACAUGACACACAAAUAAUUUAUGGUUCAUGUCCCGUCACUGCAACUGAACGUUCACGUUCGAUAAGUGAAAAAAAAAACUGUAACAAGCAAACGAACAAUCCUUAUGAUUUGUUGUAUGGUUUAGAAAGAGUAUGCGAGUCAUUUGUUUAAUGUGAUUCUUCCUCAUGAAGAGAUUCGAAAAAAUGGCUGUCGAAAUUAUUUGGUAUAUACUUGAAAAUUGUAGCUAAUUUUCUCUUUACUCGUUUCUUGGAAUCCUUGGGAUUUUUUUCAACUGACAAGAAUAUUUUUAUGGCGUUGUUAAAUGACACUAUAUUCUCAGCUUGAAGACUGCUAAAGAGUGUAAUUUAUUCACGAUAGGAUAAUAUUUUUACUAGAGAAAUGCUAGCCCUUGAAUGCUAGAAAAGUCAGAAAAUUCUUUAUAUAAAGUAAGAAAAAAAAAAAUAUUGAACACUUGCCCAUUACAAUUGCGAGAGUUGGAUCGAUGCUACAUUUUUCUUUUUUAUAUCUCUCGCCGAAAGUAGUAUGUCCCAGAGACGAUAAACAAUGACGGAACACCAUGGAUACCUGUGUAAUUAAUUCGAGGAUAAAAUCGCCUGGAAACGUACGAUUAAAGUAAAGGAUAAGAGACAAAGAAAAAUGUGUAUCUAAUUGGAGUCGGAAGAAUCGAAGUGUUUGAAAUUUCAAUCGAAAAUUCAGACGAUUAAUCAUUAAAGUGUCUUGAUUGAUGUAAAAUAUUUAAGAAUCAAUAGAAUCCCAGUACUAUCAUUUAAAGAUAACUAGCGCGAUGGAAGGAAAAAUGAUAUCUUUAAGAAAGAGAAAAAAAGACAUUCCCAAUCGGAAAUUUUCAUUAUUAACAAAAAUUCGUCUGUUGUUAUAUUGUAUAUUUCUUUAUUCGAUCAGUCUCGAUGUGCUUUAUGAGAAUAGAUGUGUAAUGCACAAGACAAAAUAUGAAUGCGAUGAAAAACAAAAGACUAGAUAUGUGACAAAAUGAACAUUUCAAAAAUAUUCUGCGAUCCAGUUUUAACAUUAAGAGAAGCAGAUGGUAUUGCUCUCGAAUUCAUUGUUUCAAAAGAUUACAAUUAGAAAAUAUCUUUGUGUAUUACUUACGGUAAAUUCAUUGAGAAGACGAGAAAAAACAUUGAUGGAAACGAAGUGACGUAUGAGCGGAUCAACUUGUUAGUCUUCCAGUUUUACAGACAAUUUCUUAGUGUCUGUCAUCAUUUUUUUCCAGCGAUAAGGUGACAUUCAGCGACCUGACGAAAGUUCAUUGACGAAUAUUAAAAGAGGGCGAGAAUGAAAACUAACGAAUAACAAGCGAUUGUCGUAAGCAAAAGUUCAUGGCUUGUGUUUAGAGAGCUAGAAUUUUCGGAUCCGUAUCUUUCAUCACAUAUCCUUGAGACACAUUCGAGAUUCGAAAAAUCUGAGAAACCAUUUUAAUUAUUUUAAUGACAAAAGUUUUCGACGCGAAAACGAAAAUGACGAAGAAGUGUAAAAGAUCGUUAACGAUUAGCGAAUUUUCGGAGUCAAUAAUAGUACGAAAAACGACUUUCGACACGAUACGUAGAGUUUGUGCCUGUCUUUAUUUAUUUUCCUCCAACGAUUGUACUGUGCGAACGAACGAUGCGGUUCGUUUCUUUCGUACGUACAAAAAAACGACUCACGGGAGCCAAUAGUUUGUUUUUUCUUUUCUUUUCAGUAGAAAAAUCGAUUUUAAACAGGAAAUUCAUGCCGGAAAACCGGAUUAAUGACUAUCGAUAAAAAAAUCGAUCAUUUUCGCGGCUAGAUUAAAAAAGCGUGUUCACUGAUACCUAUUUCUUGUACGUAAAAGCGAAACGAAAAACAAAAAAAUAUGAAAGAAAAUUAGAAUGACUUUGAAAUUGUAUUUCUGGUAGAGAAAAAUAAUACAUUCCUGACGUAGAAUGAUUAGUACAGCGAGAACCGUACCUGCCCGAAUUGACCAGACAAAAAAAUCGAUUUCGCCUCCUACACGAGAAUCACUCACAGAAAAAAAACAAUCAAGGUUUACCGGAAGCAUAAUCGUAAUAUAAAAAUCAGUCAUACACCGAUGUCGAGCAAAAAACAGAGAAAACAAAAACAGAAGAAAAUAUACAUAUUUAUAUUUAAUAAAGCUUCGUCGUGAGGGAAAAGAAAAAAAGUAAGAAAACGAAGGAAAAAAGUUGUAUUUCGAGGAAAAAGAUUGAAACAAAUAUACGAUAAUAAUAAACGCAAGAUUUUAUUAGUUCGUAACGUUGAAGACUUUCGAAUUUAUCGAUCAAUAUGUCUGUAACAUAUUGUUAGUCAAAUUUAUGGUGACCGUUAGUAUUCACCGCAUAGAAAUAUUCUUGCAAACGGAUUAUAAAAGUCUUAGAAAUAUUUAGAUGAAAAUGAAUGAAAGACAAAGUUUUAAGGAGAGAAGAAAAAAACACAAAUAAAUAGAGCCGCGAACUUGAAAUCCAAGGAGAUGAUUAUGCUUAAGGAUGAGAUGUGUAACUGAAGUAAGAGAAAAUCUAUUUUUCUUUUACACAAAAACGUCGAUAACACCAAUUAACCAAUUAACGAAUAAUUGUUUCAAACAAUAGAAACAAAUAUCUAAAGAAACAAAACGAAGAGAGAUCAUCAGAAAAUAUUUAGUUUCUCUUAUUGUACACUUAGAAUUUGUCGAAAAUAAAACGCAGUGACCGGACAAUUUGAAGACACCAUAGUAAAAGUUCGUAACAAAUAAAAGUAACAAUAAAUAAAAGAAAAAGAAAACAGAAAUAAAAAACGACCGAUAGAUUAAUAUACAUGUUCAUAGCAGUUGUAAAUAUGUGGUAAACACCAUAAAGACUCAUUUGUUCACCCUA
Molecule: messenger RNA, 6066 nt
Organism: Venturia canescens
Lineage: Eukaryota; Metazoa; Arthropoda; Insecta; Hymenoptera; Ichneumonidae
Gene: hppy
Product: MAP4K3-like protein hppy
Exons: 20
Coding region: 175-2943 (922 amino acids)
Biological process (GO): protein phosphorylation; intracellular signal transduction
Cellular component (GO): cytoplasm
Molecular function (GO): MAP kinase kinase kinase kinase activity; ATP binding
Source: RefSeq, a predicted model, not a curated record